Messenger RNA from Humulus lupulus (European hop), 1998 nucleotides. RefSeq lists its product as uncharacterized. The coding region runs from base 1 to 1998 and encodes 665 amino acids. The transcript has 5 exons. NCBI's taxonomy places the organism in Eukaryota, Viridiplantae, Streptophyta, Magnoliopsida, Rosales, Cannabaceae. The record is from RefSeq and is a predicted model, not a curated record.
AUGUUGCAAACUAGAUUUGAUGAGUUAAGAAUGUUGGAAACUGAAACUUUAUUUGAAUUUUAUGAAAAGUUGUCUGAUAUUGCUAAUCAGUUUUUUGCCUUGGGAGAAAAAAUAGAUGAAUCUGUGUUGGUUCGAAAAAUAGUUCAUGUACUUCCAGAUAGGUUUGACACAAAAUUUCUAGCAAUGGAGGAGGCUAAGGAUUUUGGAAAAAUGAAGGUUGAGGAGCUUAUGGUUUCGUUAGGAACAUUUGAGCUAAAUCAACAAAUAAAGCAAAAGGGUAAGCCAAAUCCUUCAAUUGAAAAAAGUAAAGGUAUUGCAUUUAAAGUUUAUGAAAAAGAUGUUUAUGAUGAUGGGAAAGAUGAUGAAAUGACCUUGAUAACAAGAAAUUUUCAAAAGUUUAUGAAAAAGGUUGGAAAUAAAAAGAAUUUUUCAAAAACUCCAAAAGGUAACACCUCUUCUAAACCUUUCGUUUCUAACAAUAAAAAGGGUAUUAAAUGCCGAGAAUGUGAAGGUUAUCGUCAUAUUCAAUCUAAAUGUGCCAACACAUUGAAAAAGAAUAAAAAAGGCUUUAAUGUUACUUGGAAUGAUGAUGAUUCUGAAGGUAGUGAAGAGGAUAAUGAGAAAGUUGCUUUAACCAGUGUUUUAUCAACUGAUUUUCAGGAAAGAGGAAAAAUUUUGUGUUUAAACAAUACCUUGACUGAUGUCAAUAAAAAAGAAAUUGACUUGGAUUCAGACGAGUCGGAACUCAAUGAGGAAUCAUUGGCUGAAUCAUACAAGGAUUCUGUUUUUACAGCUGAACGUUCUGUUUCUAUAGAAAUGAAGCAGUCAGGUAAGCCUGAAAAUUCUCAUGGGAAAAAUAAAUGUUUCAUUCCCUCUUGUCAUUUUUAUGGAGGUUGUUCCAGGCACAUGAUAGGUGAUAAAGACCUUCUUGUAAACAUUAGACUAAUGCAAUGUGGAGAAGAUACUUUUGGUAAUGGUCUAGCUGGAAAUGUCAUAGGGAAGGGAACUCUUAAUUUUGUAGGUCUACCCAGGCUUAAGAAUGUAAUGUUGGUUGAAGGAAUUUGUGAUAAGGGUUACACUGUUAAUUUCGAUAGUAAUCGUUGCUAUGUUGCUAAUGACCAAGAUGAAAUUAUUUUGCAAGGGUUUAGAUAUAUUGAUAAUUGUUACACACUCACUACCUAUGCUACUUGUCACUCUGCCAUAGAUAAUUCUACUGAUUUAUGGCAUGAAAAGCUUGGACACAUUCAUUUCAAAAAUUUGAAAAAACUGUCAAAUGCAGGAAUUGUUCGAGGAUUACCCAAACUGGGUAAAGAAUCUGUGGGAAAAUGCGAACCAUAUCAACUUCGUAAGCAACUGAAAAUUUCUCACAAAAGUAUUCUUGAUGUGAAUACUUCCAAAGUUCUUGAACUUCUUCAUAUGGAUCUAAUGGGUCCAAUUCAGGUUGAAAGUUUGAAUGAUUGUAAUAUUGGAAAAAUUGUUCGGAUUAGGAGUGAUCAUGGAAAAGAAUUUGAAAAUAGUGUUUAUGAUGAGUUUUGUAAAUCUAAAGAAGAAAAGAUUGAAGGUUUGCUGGAAAAGUCUCCUGAACUGGCAGACGAUUUGGCUGCAAUCACUGAAUCUUCGUCUAAGGUUACACCUCAAGAUUCUGUAGCUACAACUAAUGAUUUUCUAGAAUCUUCAACGAAGAAAGAAACUGAGCAACUGCCAAACAUAAUCACCGAUCCAAUUCAAAGAGAACCAUCCUCCAGGGUCAAGAAGAAUCAUCCUACCGAUCUCAUACUUGGGAACAUGCAUGAGAGCAUGGUUACUAGAAGAAGGUAUGCUAAUUUGAUUCAAUUUGUGUGUUUUGUCUCUUCUUUAGAGCCUAAAAAUGUGAAGGAAGCCUUGAUGGAUGAAGCAUGGAUUCGGGCAAUGCAAGAAGAGCUGGAUCAAUUCAUUCACAAUAAAGUACGGACACUUGUUCCUAGACCAACUUGUGCUAAUGUCAUAGGAACAAAGUAG